This is a messenger RNA of Acyrthosiphon pisum (pea aphid), 2909 nucleotides long. Its product is annotated as molybdate-anion transporter. Gene Ontology annotation, cellular component: membrane. The transcript has 3 exons. Lineage: Eukaryota; Metazoa; Arthropoda; Insecta; Hemiptera; Aphididae. The record is from RefSeq and is a predicted model, not a curated record. Gene Ontology annotation, molecular function: molybdate ion transmembrane transporter activity. Gene Ontology annotation, biological process: molybdate ion transport. Bases 432 to 1853 code for a protein of 473 amino acids.
AUUAUGCAUAAUAUAGAGUUUAGACGUUGUACAAAAUCUAUAACGACUCGAACGUUCCGUGAAAUUUUAUCGUCCAAACUUGCCAACAACACGACGUCGUCUCGUUACUGCACACAUGCUUAAUGUCGUGUGCAACGUGCGUUUUAUAUUGUAGUCUUUUCUCAGGAAUAAUCAUGUGAAAAACGAUUAGGCACAUUUAGUCUCGCGAUACGGACUCGCCGGCACCGUCGUCCGGCCCGAACCGAAAACCGAUACGACGAUUGUGUGCAGUGUUCCUAGAAAAUUUGAUGAUGGUCAUCGUUACUGAAUAAUAUUUUUAUCGUGAUGAUAACGCGUAAAGAAAAAACUAAAAAGCAAUGUCACUAGUCGCGUAGAAAGAAAAUCCGAAACCGUUCCAAACGAUGUUGAUUAGACGUAUACUGUGAUGACAAAUGGAUAUCAUGUUCCUUAUCGUCAUAACCGUGUUGCUGGUGAUCGCAGCAAUACUGUUUGCGGUGUCCAAAAAGUAUGUGGUGGAAAAAUUGAAACAAGAAACCAACACAGACUUCCAGAAACUCCAGAAACGUUACUUGAUCGUGUACUGCUUGGCGUGUUUUGCUGAUUGGCUGCAAGGACCGUAUGUCUAUAAAUUGUACAAACAGUACGGUUAUAAUGAAGGAGAGAUCGCUGUACUUUUCAUUACCGGCACCAUAUCCAACAGUUUAUUUGGUACCAUAACAGGAGCACUGGCAGACAUUUACGGCCGUAAAAUGCUAUGCAUUUCUUACGGUAUAUUAUACUCAGGGUGUUGUAUGACUAAAAUGUUUGGGAACUUUCAAUUAUUGCUUGUUGGACGCAUGUUAGGAGGUAUAAGCACGUCUAUUCUGUAUUCGGCAUUUGACUCGUGGUAUAUUAAUGAGCAUAUCAAUUAUUACAAGUUACCAGAAGAGUGGUUGAAUAAUACAUUUGCCAAAGCAACAUUUUUUAACGCUACACUUGCUAUACUAGCUGGAUUGUUGUCUUACUUUUUGGUAAGCGUGUUGGAAUAUGGACCUGUUGCUCCUUUUAUAAUGGCCAUUCCAUUUCUUAUAACUUCUAGCAUAUAUGUUAUCUCUGUUAUAAAUGAGCACUAUAUUCACAACACAAAGUCUGCUUCGGCGUCAGUGAAAAAAGCUGUUAUUCUGUGGAUAACAAAUAAAAAUAUCUUCACCCUUAGUGUUGUUCAGUCUUUGUAUGAAGGUGUCAUGUACUUGUUUAUAUAUAUUUGGACCCCUACAUUUGACGUGUUAAAAGACUCAAAACCACCGUUGGGGCUAGUAUUUUCAAGUUUUAUGUUAGCUCUGAUGAUCGGUUCAAAAAUAUAUUCAAUAUUAUUGGGAAAUAGUUCUUUAGAUUCAAAAAAACAACUGCAACUGGCUACAUUUACAGCAAGCUUUUCAUUUUUAAUUUGUGCCUUGACAAUAUCAAACAUAUUUUUUGAUUACAAUGGCCAACAAAAAUACUAUAAAGUAAUGACUUGUUACUUUUGUUUCUUAUUGUUUGAAAUUUCCAUUGGUAUGUACUUGCCAUCUAUGACAUAUUUAAAGAGUCAAGUAAUACCAGAGAAGAUUAGGGUUACCAUAUCAAAUGUAAUUAAAAUACCUAGCAAUCUUUUCAUUUGCUUGGCACUCUUAUGGAUAUAUUUUAAAGAACCAAAUGAGAAAAAUAUAAUAAAAAUUGAAGAGAAUCAAGAACCUGAUGUAGAUUUUAUUUUAACAAUUUUUGUAGUAUGUUUUAUUGCUACACUCAUAACAUUUAUAUUUUCUAAAAUAUUUUCUAAGUUUCACACCGAAACAUACAAAGACAUAAUUAAACGUCAUGAAAUUGAAGUUUAAAUAUGUUUAUGGCAAUGUGAUUAUUCAUAUAAUAUAGGUAUACUAUGUUUACCUAAUUAGCAGUGGUGCAGUGGAGGGUACACACGGGUACACGGUGUGUACCCACCUCCUAAUAUUAUAUUUAUACGUGUACCCUUAACAAAAAUUGCGGUACGCAUGUUAGGUGAAGCCCCCCACAUUAUUUUUUGCAAUGAUUAAGGUGUGUAACCAUAAACUUUUAAGGACUAUAUUACUGCUAAUUAGGUACUAAUUAUUAAUGAAUUUAAUUUAAGUUACCCACUUAAUUCAUAUAAAGUGAUUAUAUUUUUGACUUUUUUCUUUUAUGUUAACACCAAAUUGAAAUGAUUCAUAUCUGAUUUAUAAACAUAUGUAUUAACCAGAACAUUUUCUAAUUCUAAGCUGGGACUGCAAAUAACAAAAAAUAUAAUGUAAUGUUUGUGUUAGUAUCUGUUAAUAGUAAAUUUAAAAUUGAUUACCAAUGUAUAUGUUUUAAACUGUGUAUUAAUUAUUGACUUGUUAGCAAUUUAACUCAAUAACCUAAAAUAGAAAAAUCAAUUCUCUGUAGAUUAUGUUUGUGAAUUUUUUCAGCUCAACAAAUUUGUUAUAAUAUUAAUAAUUUGUUACAAAUAUAUUUAUUACUAUUUAAACAUUUAGAAAGAUCAUUUAUUAUUAAAGACACUUCUAAUUGUUAUCAAUUUUGUUACAACUUAUAUAAUGUUAAAAUAGUUAUGUUUUUUGUUCUGAUGAUUUACCAAUGUAGAUGUACAAUUAUUGUUUAAGCCUGGUACACACUAUGUCUCUCAUUAUAGUAACUCUCACAAUAUCAUGUAUAAUGGUUGCUUUCGCAAGAAUUUAAUAGGUACUACCUUUGCGUGGACCCGGCUUUAUUGUUAUUCAUUACUUUAAUUCUGUUCUAUAUCACUGUGACUUAAAAUUGUUGUAACAUUACAAUUGUAAAUGGUUUUGUUUAUUUACUAUUUUUAAUACUAAAAUGUGUAAGACAUAUAUUGACAUAUAUUUAUACAAAAUAAAUAUUUUAAAAGAUAUUUUCCAAAA